AGUCGCGCGCCGGCCGCCGGGCUGAGAGGUCGUGCGGGGUGCCGUCGGUUACUGCAGAGGCGAGGCACGCUGCGUGGUCUGCCGGCUGAUCGAGUGCCGCCGACAUCACCUGGCCACGACGGACGGGACCAGUAAAACAGGAAACUAUCGUACAAAAGCUGAAGAAGAUCCUGACAAGCAGAGACAGCAUCAGAAAUAAUCGAAUAUCUUCGGGAAUAUCCAUUGCACCUGCUGAAUGAAAGAGGCGGAAUUGCUGCGGUCGAGGCAGCUACAAAUCAACUGACGUUGACAAUGCGAUACAGGAGUGAUGCAGUGAUGAAAAUGUGCGCGAAUGUCUUCUAACUGUGAUACUGAAACGUAGAACUGACGAAGACGACUACCCGGGACUUCACAUAUAUGAACGCGGCCUAGUAUAGCCCGAAGAUGAGGGACGACGAAAUGGAGGUCGCUGUGAAGGUGGUGAUUGUCGGUAACGGCGCCGUCGGCAAGUCGAGCAUGAUCCAGCGCUACUGCCGCGGCACCUUCACCAGGGAGUACAAAAAGACCAUCGGCGUCGACUUUUUGGAGCGCAUGCUUGAGGUGUACGACGACCCGGUGCGGCUGAUGCUCUGGGACACCGCCGGCCAGGAGGAGUUUGACGCCAUCACUAAGGCCUACUACCGCGGCGCGCAGGCCUGCGUGCUCACCUUCUCAACGGUGGACCGCGCCUCCUUCCAGGCGGUCCGGCACUGGAAGAAAAAGGUGGAGGAUGAGUGCGGUACGAUUCCGAUGGUGCUCGUGCAGAACAAGAUUGACCUGAUCGACAGGGCCGCCAUCGACGCGGAGGAGGCGGAGGCGCUGGCGCGCGAGCUGAAGGUGCGCCUCUACCGCUGCUCCGUCAAAGAGGACCUCAACGUUAGCCAGGUGUUCACGUACCUGGCCGAGCGCUACCUGGCAGAGCUGCGGAGCUGGGAGGAGGAGGAGUUCGAGCCGCCGCGGCCCGUCAUCACCACCAGCCUCUUCUCCGCGUCCGGCUACAAGUUUCCCGGGAAGCGGAGUCCCUACGACUCUGGCAUCAUCUCGCUGCACCCGAGCGGCCGUCGGCGCCACCGCCGGAGACGAGUCAUCUGGAAAAACAUCUGCAUCACCUGAGUCGGCAUCACCUGAGUCUGCAAUCUGCAUCAACAGAGCCUGCAUCACCGGAGAGCCUGGUCUCCGCGGAAGAGGAGCCUCUGACCCCGUCUGCGAUCAACUGAACGCCCUGAACCAGUUCCGAAUGUACUGGUCCCUAGGCCCAGUGAUGUGUCCAGCAUCCACCAUCCCAGCAUCCACCAUCCCAGCAUCCACCAUAUCUGAGAACAUUGGUCUGCGAUGUGAUUGCUGUCGUGUGCAAGAACUUCGGUGCAGCUACGUGGCUCAGUGUAGCGCCGAGAGUCGGCAAAGGCAACGGUGGAGAACGGGAGCCUUUUGUGAUAUAGGCCUGAAUGGCGGCAAAGAAAGACUUUGUGCCAUUGUCGUUCGCUGAGUUUUGUUACGGAUGCCGAACUGAACUAUUCCGCGAGCUACUCUGCACUAGUUUGCAGUUCUGCUGAGCUGCACAUUUCCCCCGCAUCCAAAGUUCAGGUACCAUGGUUUGUAACUCGUUCACCUACA
Amphibalanus amphitrite is the source of this 1632-nucleotide messenger RNA. RefSeq names its product ras-related protein Rab-23-like. The record is from RefSeq and is a predicted model, not a curated record. Gene Ontology annotation, molecular function: GTP binding; GTPase activity. The coding region runs from base 424 to 1131 and encodes 235 amino acids. The transcript is spliced from 7 exons. Lineage: Eukaryota; Metazoa; Arthropoda; Thecostraca; Balanomorpha; Balanidae.